AUGAAGUGGGCUACCCUUACCCUCAUGGCCACCCUGGCCUCGGUUGCCUCGGCCGGCCCGCUGGCUCCCCGCAGCGACCUGCCCCCGGCGGUCCUCAAGAGCUCCGACGCCGCCAUCUUUAGCGAGCGCCGCGACAACACCGCCUCGCCCACGGCCCUCAGCAACUACAAGCAGUACCAGCUGCCCGCCCAGCUGGCGCAGGGCGCCUACUGCAACCUGCCCGUCGGCGGCAGCAUCGCCGACCUCAAGAUCCUCUGGACGGCGGGCGACGGCAACGACAUCCCCUUUGUCUACGUCGGCUACUCGCCCUCCAAGGGCAUCGUCGUCUCGCACCAGGGCACCAACACCAAGUCGUUUGCCAGCAUCCUCAACGACGUCGACUUUUUCCUCGACCCGACCGACUCGCGCCUGAGCUUCCUGGGCAGCGACGUCAAGAUCCACGGCGGCUUCCAGGACACCUGGAAGGCCACGGCCGACCAGGUGCUGGCCCAGGUCAAGGCGGCGCGCACAAAGUACCCCAACGCCGGCGUCUUUACGACGGGCCACUCGCUCGGCGCCGCCAUCUCGCUCCUCGACGCCCUCUACCUCAAGAACAAGCUGCCGGGCGUCUCGGUCACCUCGGCCACGUUUGGACUGCCGCGCACGGGCAACCCAGAGUUCGCCAACGCCGUCGACGGCUACCUGCCCGGCUUUGUCCACAUCAACAACGGCCGCGACCCCGUGCCGCGGCUGCCCGGCGGCGGUCUGGGAUUCCAGCAGGUCAGCGGCGAGAUCUGGAUCAACCCGGCCAACGGCCUCAGCGCCGUCAGCUGCCCCGGGCAGGAGAACAGGAACUGCAUCCUCAGCGUCAACCCGCUCACCUUUGAGGUCGACGACCACACCGGCACCUACUUCAAGGUCCGCAUCGCCGGCCGUGGCGCCAACUGCCCGCCCGUCAUCUCGGCCUAG
Pseudozyma flocculosa PF-1 is the source of this 948-nucleotide messenger RNA. RefSeq lists its product as uncharacterized. The record is from RefSeq and is a predicted model, not a curated record. Gene Ontology annotation, biological process: lipid metabolic process. The coding region runs from base 1 to 948 and encodes 315 amino acids. NCBI's taxonomy places the organism in Eukaryota, Fungi, Basidiomycota, Ustilaginomycetes, Ustilaginales, Ustilaginaceae. The transcript has a single exon.